AUGGCGAGGAGUUCCAUGGCCGUGGUGCUCGCCGUCCUGGCCGUGGCGGCGCUCCGGUCCGCGCCGGCCGCCGCGGAGCUCCCGCUGGUAGAGCACCCGGCCAAGAACGACGGGUCGCUCAGCCUGCUCGUCAUCGGGGACUGGGGCCGCAAGGGCACCUACAACCAAUCCAGGGUCGCGGAGCAGAUGGGGAAGGUCGGGGAGAAGCUGGACAUCGACUUCGUGGUCUCCACCGGCGACAACUUCUACGAGAACGGCCUGACGGGCGUCCAUGACCAGCAGUUUGAAGAAUCCUUCACCAAUAUCUACACCGCCAAGAGCUUGCAGAAGCCGUGGUACCUCGGCUUUUUGUUCCUUCCAGUUCUUGGAAACCAUGACUACCGGGGCGAUGCGGUAGCACAGCUUGACCCGGUCCUGCGCAAGCUCGAUGAGCGAUUCGUUUGCAUGAGAUCAUUUGUUGUCAAUGCAGAGAUGGUGGAGUUCUUCUUCAUCGACACCACUCCAUUCCAACUCAAGUACUGGACUCACCCUAAAGACAGUCACUACGACUGGAGAGGAGUGGCGCCUCGAGAAAACUACAUAGCUAAUCUGCUGAAGGAUUUGGACGAGGCAAUGAAGAAAUCAACUGCAAAGUGGAAGAUUGCUGUUGGGCAUCAUACCAUGAGGAGUGUCAGUGACCAUGGGGACACCGAGGAGCUCCUGCAAUUGCUUCUUCCAGUCCUCGAGGUUAACGGCAUCGACUUCUACAUCAAUGGGCAUGACCACUGCUUGGAACACAUUAGCAGCAGAGACAGUCCAAUCCAAUACUUCACUAGCGGAGGCGGUUCAAAAGCAUGGAGGGGAGUCUACCAGCCAAAUGAUGAUAAGCUCCAAUUCUUUUAUGAUGGGCAAGGGUUCAUGUCCCUCCAGCUAAACCAGGACCAAGCUGACUUCAUCUUUUAUGAUGUUUCUGGGAAAGUCUUGUACAAGUGGAGCUCGCGCAAAACAAACUACUUCCAGCCCUCCAUCUAUGUCACUGCAGAAUGA
Triticum turgidum subsp. durum (durum wheat) is the source of this 1026-nucleotide messenger RNA. The record is from the annotation of a GenBank genome assembly. Lineage: Eukaryota; Viridiplantae; Streptophyta; Magnoliopsida; Poales; Poaceae.